This is a messenger RNA of Apus apus (common swift), 1856 nucleotides long. Its product is annotated as probable G-protein coupled receptor 141. Lineage: Eukaryota; Metazoa; Chordata; Aves; Apodiformes; Apodidae. The transcript is spliced from 7 exons. Gene Ontology annotation, biological process: G protein-coupled receptor signaling pathway. The record is from RefSeq and is a predicted model, not a curated record. The coding region runs from base 932 to 1795 and encodes 287 amino acids. Gene Ontology annotation, molecular function: G protein-coupled receptor activity; oxysterol binding. Gene Ontology annotation, cellular component: membrane.
AAUCGGUUCUUAAUCUCCUCACCAUAUUUACUCAGAGAAUUUCAAGCCAGAAGCAAAGACAGGAGAGGUGUGUUGGAGCUCGAGAACCCUGGCCACCCAGUAGUCCUUGCACAUUCCUACAGAAAGGAGAGAAGAAGCAUCACAAGCAGAGCUUCCUCCAUUGUCAAAGGGAGUCUUUUAUUAAACCAUGGAGUUUCCAGAUCUGACAAUGCCAGUCUUACUUGUGAUUAGAAUAUAAAAGGACAACUCUGCCCUGAGAAAUGAAUGGGUCUGCUGGAACUGCUACUCUUACCAUGGGUGACGGAGUGGCCAGCACAUAGGUUCAUUCCUAGUUGCUACUGGCACCUCAGAAGGUUUUCCAAGGCGAGGAAGAGAACAGAGUCCUAGUCCCUCUCUUCUAGUGCUCUCUCUGCUACUCCAUACUUAAUAUGAGCACACACCUUUCUUCCAGAAAGAUGGAUAACUUCCUUCAGAAGAACAAAAAGACAAAAGGUUAACACACUGAACAGCUUCAGCAUACAACCUUCAAGGAACAUUUCAAGGACAAAGUGACUCAGAGGUGUGAAACAUCAGUUGAGAAGUUCCGUUUCUGAUCCCCAGCAGUUCUGGUGUCAGCCAGUGUCACACUUCCCAGGGUGACAAGGUGCCACUAUCUAUGCAACAUCUGUGCAGAUUUUUUGGCACUUUACAACCAAAGAACUCGGAUUGGACUCAACAAGACAUGUGAAAUGGCAAAGAAGGGUGAAGUUGCAAAAAUAAAAGAUUAUAAGAGUGUGACAGAAUUAAGAAUUGCUGACUGGGACAAGUUUACUCAUUUCAGACUUCAAAGGAAUCAGAGAGAGAAGACACUGCUUAUUUAAGAGACCAUUUCUCAGCCCUUUGCUCUUUUGAAGCUUUUUGUAAGUAACCAGCAACAGAGGAGCUUAGGAGGAUGCCUAACAGCAGCACAGCCCAGCUGAACCAUUCCUCCAGCGAGAGGCUGCCGAACAUCUCAGAGGAGGUCAGCAUCAUUCUCAUAACCCUGUACAUCAUCAACCUGGCUGGUGGUACCCUCGGGGUCAUCAGGAUGUCCCAUGAGUUGUUUCAAAGGAGCCAGCAGUCUGUGAUGACCCCUAUCAUCAUCAGCCUCCUGGUCCUGCACACUUUUAUGCUACUCAGCAUCCCCUUCCGCCUCAGCUACUACAUUUUAGGGGAAUGGAAAUUUGGGAGGUUUGCCUGCAAGCUAACAAGUGCCAUCAUCUACCUCCACAUGUACUCCACCUUCACUUUUUACGUGGCUAUCAUCUUAAUACGCCUCUUCCGACUGGAAUUUCGGAAGUGCUACACUGUAGCCUGGGUGACUGCUGUCUGGCUGGUGGGAAUGCCCGUGAUCACACCUGUCCUUCUCUCGUACUAUGGCACCUCUAAGACAUACCACUCCUCCAAAUGUUUCCAGUUCCACACGGAGAUACAAGAGAUGCACAUGGUGAUCUUAAACUACUGCUUCAUUGGGAUUUUGGUGGCAGUUUGUUCUUUGCUCACUGUAAUCCAGCUGUCUGUGAUCUAUCGACUGGCUGUGAAGUACUGGCCUGAUCUCAACUCCCAUGUGGAAUUCAGGGCUCAAGCAAAGAGCUUCUUCUUCAUCUUGGUAAACUUAGUGUGCUUUAUGCCUCAUCACGUAUUCAGAGUAUAUUACAUCCAAAACUACCACCUGGAUAAAGACCAUAAACUACUCCCAUACAAUGAAAUUUUUUUAGCUUUAACAACAAUGUGCUGCUUGGACAUGUUGUGUUUCAUAGCAGGGAUAGCCCACUGAACUGUGAACACCCAGGAAAUCCAGCUGCAGUGUGUCAAUACUUGAUUUUGGCAGAAAUAAA